This is a messenger RNA of Lotus japonicus, 1837 nucleotides long. RefSeq lists its product as uncharacterized. The transcript has 9 exons. The coding region runs from base 51 to 1637 and encodes 528 amino acids. NCBI's taxonomy places the organism in Eukaryota, Viridiplantae, Streptophyta, Magnoliopsida, Fabales, Fabaceae. The record is from RefSeq and is a predicted model, not a curated record.
AAAAUAUACAUCUAAAUGUCAAAAGGGCUCUGGCUUAAUCCACAUAGACUAUGAAAUUUGAAGACUAUCUCAUGGAGCAAAGCAUAGAGCCUCAGAGUAGACAAGACCUUGAAGAAGAGGUUGUCACAUUGCAAGCACAGUUGAAGGGUGAAGAAGCACUUAAUAGGGUGUUACGUUGUGCACUUCAUGGACCUGUUUGCUCUCUUCCACUCAUUCCCUCAAUGUUUCCACCUCAGGUUCAUGAGCUUCUUGAUGAAUUGGCAAUGGUUGAGGAAGAGAUCAUUUUGCUAGAAAGAAAAGUUAGGGAACUUAAACUUAGAUUGAAUCAAGAGAGAGACCAGAACACAGAUUGGGAAAUGCACCAUAGAAGGCAGCCUAAGCUGUAUCACAAGUUCCAAGGAUCAUUAGGAUAUGGAUCAAUGAUUUCUGAGCAAAGGUCAAGUUCACACAAUUAUGAAGUAUUCACAAAAGGAAGAAAAUCAAGAGAUAGAAGAGACUCCCUUAGUUCUGCAUUGGACAUCCAUAGCCUAUUUUCCAAGCCAAGAAGAUCAAAGGAAUAUGAAGUGCCAGGAAGGAACACUGGAAAGACCCCAAGGCAACAACAUCCUAUGCAUUUAGAAGCUGUCGUUGAGAAACCAAAUGAAUUAUCAGAGGAACUGCUUAAAUGUCUAAUAGGAAUUUUCCUUGAAUUGAACAAGGCAUCAUUGGACAGAGAAGAAUCACAAACUACUGUCCCAAGACUUGCUCUUUCGUGCAUGAAGUCCACCGGAUUCAUGUCAAAGACCUCAUUCAACUGCAAGACACCUUCAGUCCUCUCAAAUGUCAGUGCUUACUAUCUUGAUCCUUAUGGCACAUCAUCAGAUUUAGAUUGCAAAGCAAGAGAUGUAGGACCCUAUAAGGACUUCAUUCAAAUCACUAGAAGCUCAUUAGACAUUGAAAGCUUUUCUCAAUGCUUGCCAGCUUUCAGAAAAUUGAGGGUUUUGAUGCAUAAGCUUUGCGAUGUGGAUUUAAGUUUCUUGACCUACAAGCAGAAAUUGGCAUUCUGGAUCAACAUCUACAAUGCCUGCAUAAUGAAUGCAUUUUUAGAUCAAGGUCUUCCUUCUACAAGGGAGAAACUGUUAUCUCUUAUGAAUAAGGCUGCAAUGAAUGUAGGUGGAAUAGUACUUAAUGCUCUGGCUAUCGAACACUUUAUUCUUCGGCAUCCAUGUGAAUCAAAACAUGACCCUGUGGAUGAGAAGGAGGUGCUGCUGCGGCAUGCGUAUGGUCUGGGGUAUCCAGAACCAAAUGUUACAUUUGCUCUAUGCAGAGGAACUUGGUCUUCACCAGCGCUAAGGGUGUAUACCUCAGAAGAUGUUGUGAACCAAUUGGGGAGAGCCAAAGUAGAGUACUUGGAAGCUUCGGUGGGUAUCACAAACAAGAGGAAGAUAAUUGUGCCUAAGCUUUUCCAGUGGCACAUGCAUGAUUUUGCAGAUGAGAUGGAAUCUCUGCUGGAAUGGAUAUAUAGCCAAUUGCCGCGCUCAGGAUCAUUGAAAAGAGCCAUGAUGGAGUGCUUGAUAAGAGAAACAAAAUGUCCCAUGUCUAAAAUGGUGGAAAUCCAACCAUAUGAAUCUGAAUUCCGCUACAUCAUACCCAUGUAAAUCGAAAAGAAAAAACGAUAGUCUUAGUGUAUGUUUGGUUGCAGACCCCAAAAUCACAUUCAUCCAUAAGCUACAAUAUGUAGCUUCUUAGCUAACAUGCUUUCGAGUAUAUGUUCCAUCCAUAUCCGAACAUGUUGUAAUACUAUUUGACACUCCUUUUAACAUUACCUGGUAUUAGGGAACUUUUUAAUAGAAAUCUU